AUGGCUCAUAUAAUCAUCACGAAAAUAGAAGCCUCAGACUGGAGCGAAAUAAUCCAAGGCCAUUUCCGAGCGUUUCAACAAGAACCCUUCCAGCAGCUAAUACAUGGCGAGGAUACCCCGCGCAACCAGCAGAUCUUCAAGGAGAGGAGCCUGAAGCAGUUCGCGACUCAAAGUAACUCCAUCUGGCUCAAGGCGAUCGAUACGAACAACGGUCGUAAAAUUGUUGGCGUGGUCAAUUACAAGUUGAAACCCGCUUAUGUUCCCCUGGCGCGACCUGAACUGAAGAUGGAAGACAUGAUAUGGCUCGAGGAUGUGGAGGAUAAGAGGAUUUUAGAUGUGAUGUUUAGAGAUAUUGUGGAUCGGAAGCUGAGGCUUUUGAGGGAGGGGCAUAUUGAGCUCGACGCCCUCUUCGUCCUCCCCGAAUACCGGGGCCAAGGAAUCGCAAGCCAGCUCAUCAAAUGGGGCUGCGAUCUUGCUAACCACCUGAUGGUGCCAGUAUGGCUGGAGGCUUCCACGAUGGCACACCCCGUGUAUCUUCGACAUGGGUUUGUCGACAUCGAGCACGGCCACUAUGUGAUGGGGAAGUGGGAUGUGGAGUAUUAUGUGAUGAGGUUGGAGCCGAAGGCCCUGGAAGUUAAAGUAAAGAUGGAAAACUAG
Molecule: messenger RNA, 657 nt
Organism: Histoplasma capsulatum G186AR
Lineage: Eukaryota; Fungi; Ascomycota; Eurotiomycetes; Onygenales; Ajellomycetaceae
Exons: 2
Coding region: 1-657 (218 amino acids)
Molecular function (GO): acyltransferase activity, transferring groups other than amino-acyl groups
Source: RefSeq, a predicted model, not a curated record